AUGGCCCUUGCUGGCUCCUUCCCGCUGCAACUUCUCCUCACACUGCUGGCCUCCGCCGUGUGGGCGCCGCCCCAGAUCAUCAGCGACGCCUGCGUCAUGGCGGCCUCCACCUCGCCCGGAGAUUAUGGCCGCAUCCGGAGCCUCGCCAGCCUGGCCUGGUCGGUGAUGGCCCCUGUGGCUGGCUUUGUAAACGGGAGGUGGGGCAUCCGCGCUGGGAUCGCGGCGUACACGGCCCUCGCCCUGGCCGCCCUUCCCGCGGCCCUUAAUUUGCCGCUGGAGGCCCUGCAGGGCUCCCAUGGACCCGCCUCGUCCAGCGAGGCUCCCGGCCCAAAGGAUGUGGAAGACCUGCAUGCCCCCCUGCUCCCACCUGGGACAACAGAGCAGGAGCCCCCUUCUCCAAAGGUGGACGUGGAGGCCCCUCGCUCCUCUGCCCUGGCCUCCGCCCUCGCAAUCGUACGCUACAUAGAGUCCAUCACGGAGAUGGGCCUGGUGGCGCCGACCCCCGGGCUGUACGGCUUUGCCGAGGUGUCGGGGCCCUUCAUGCAGCGACACCUGGCGCCCCCAGAGCUGGUGGCAGGCUUCGAGGCGGAGGAGGAGGCUCAGCGCGAGGCGUCAAGGCAUGUUGAGCCGGCCAGCCCCUCCCGGCUGCCCACCAUCCGUGAGGCCCCCUCGCAGCGGUCCCUGCCGCUGCCUGCUGAGUCCCUGCCCCGCGACGAGCGCACGCUGAGGGAGGCGGCCUCACUCCUCAGCGCCUCGGUGCCGGCCGCGCUCCAGCGCCAGCCCUCCCUGCCCCGCCCCAUCAGCUUGGGCAACCUGCGUGGGGCAGGGAGGGCCCAGCGCCACGUCCUCGCCACCUCCGAGGGUCCGCAUGCCAGCCACUGGGCGAUCGAGGAGUCGGAGGUCGAGGAUGGCGACGACGAGGCCAGCUACCUCACCGGCCAAGAGUCUGGGAGGGACUCUGACUCCGACCCGGCCGGAAGCGUGCAGAGCGCCUUCCCCUGGUCGCCACGGAGUGGGGCGGACACUGCCGCCGGCCCCACCCCCCUCUUUGACCUCUCCCGGCACGAGUCGGAUGUGGGGGACGUGGACGCGGCUCUGGCGCGGCCCACACAGGGGCUGCCGGCCCUCGGAUCCCGGAAGUCCAGCGCCAACGCCCCCCUGCCGCCCUUCAAGCCCGCGCCGGUGGUGGCGGCGCCGCAGGCCGAGGAUUCCAAGCCCGGCCCCGACGCGGGCGCGCUGGGCACAACCCCGGCGACGGGGAAGGGCAUGCUGCGGGGCGCGGCUGAGGGGCAGGCGUCUGCGCUGCCGUGCGCUCCGCGCAUGCCGCCCUCCACGCCACCGCUCCUGCCCUCCCUGCCCGGGUCGCUGGCGGCCGCACAGGCGGCCAUCGCCCCCGCCACAAUGCGGGAGGCGGUGCGGCUGGAGGGCGCGAGUGCGCCCGACGCGGCCGGGUCCUACAUCAUCAACAUGCUGGAGGGCAAGCUGCGGCGGCUGGCGCGCCAGGCACGCGCGGAGCGUCGUGCAGCGCAGCGUGCGCAGCGCGAACGCCAGCGCGCGCGGCAGGCCGUCGCCGCGGGGGGGGAGUCCGGGGCGGGGGAGGCCAGGGAUGGCCCUGCAUCAACUGGGCCUGUCCCCACCGACUCCGACACGGCGUCGGCGGCGGAUAAAGCAGGGCUGGACUCCGCCCUGGUCAUGGAACUCGCCCCGCCGGGCCCGCCCCCUAGCAUCUCGCUCCUCCUGCGAGAUCCAGAGGUGGUCUUCUUCUUCGUCCUGACCACCGUCAUGGGCCUGGGCCAUGGGCUCAUCGGCUCCUACCUCUUCAUGUUCAUCAAGCACACGGGUGGGAGCGAGGCACUGAUGGGAGGCGUCCUGAUGGCCAACGCCCUGCCCGAGCUCCCCGUCUUCUUCUUCUUCGGCCGCAUCGCCCAGCGCUGCACCAUGACCCUCCUGCUCUUCGCCUCCUGCGGGGUCCUGGCCCUGCGCCUCCUCCUAUUCCCGCUCCUCCCCCUCAUCGGCGUCCGCUGGGUGCUGGCCAUUGAGACCCUGCACGGCAUCACCUUCGCCCUGGGCUGGUCGGCCUGCGCCAUGAACAGCAGCAAGAUCGCGCCGCCCGGCCUGGAAAGCACAACGCAGGCAAUCUUCCAGGGGCUGUGGACGGGGGUGGGCACGGGGCUAGGGGGCCUGGUUGGCGGCCUGCUAUACCACUCCCAGGGCCCCGCCGCCAUGUUCUUCGCCGCAGGGUGCCUCGUGGCGGGCGCCUCCACGCUGUGCGCGCUGGGCAUGGCCUGGCACCGCGCGCGGGUGGCGCGCGCCAGCGCGCUGCUGCGCGCGAUGAGCUCGGCCAACAUCUUGGCGGCCUGA
Messenger RNA from Auxenochlorella protothecoides, 2361 nucleotides. Its product is annotated as Major facilitator superfamily domain-containing protein 6. NCBI's taxonomy places the organism in Eukaryota, Viridiplantae, Chlorophyta, Trebouxiophyceae, Chlorellales, Chlorellaceae. The transcript is spliced from 9 exons. Gene Ontology annotation, cellular component: membrane. The record is from RefSeq and is a predicted model, not a curated record. The coding region runs from base 1 to 2361 and encodes 786 amino acids.